CAGUCAGACUUCUUGGUUAUUCAGGUUGUCAGUAUUGGUUUCCCCCGCUUGUUACCUUCAGUUCAUUUUUUCUGUACGCAGUAUUAAAGGUUUGUGUGUGAGGAUGCCGAACUCUGAGAUCCAAAGCCAGCCUCUUCUGCCAGCCCCCACCCAGCAGGCCGAGAUCAAUGGACAGGGUGUCCGCCCCUCCCGAGCCUAUAAGGUGGCCGGGUUGACCCUGUUGGCCUGCGUCCUGAUUGUGGGCCAGGCGACGAUCGCCUACUUCCUCUUCAGUCAGCAGGGUGACAUCAAGUCUCUGAAGGUGCAGAAUGAAAACCUGAACUCAAAACUGAGUAAUGGAAGAUCUGUUGCUGGGUCUGUGCGGAUGCACAUGAACGCCUUUCCCAAACUGUUGGAUCUGACCACUGAGGAGGACUCCACCGAAGUCCAAGAAAAGAAAGUCCCUCGUGAGGCCACUCAGUGCCACUUGGAGGCGGCAGGUGUGAAACCUGUUGAGAUUCCAGGUUUCCAACCGGAUUGUGACGAGCGCGGCCUCUACCGUGCGCAGCAGUGCCUUCUGGAGAGCUGUUGGUGUGUGGACACGGCUACUGGCCAAGAGAUCUCUGGAUCUCUGACCAAAGGACCAGCUAGCUGCGGUGCACCGGUCUUCACUGCAGGCAGCAGGGGCAGAAUGAUGCGUAUGCCUGAUGUAGCUGCCUGAUCCUGAGCUGAUGAAAUCUCCUCCCGAGAUGAGCGACAGUUCAACUCCAAAUCAAGACAAUUUGACAUCUCUUUCCACUUUUAAUCACCAUCAUAGCUGUAGUACUUGAUAAGCUAAUUGUGUUUUAUGUACUGCUUAAAAAAUAAUUACCAUGUAUCUGCUUGCUAUCAUCUAAUCCAGGGGUGUCAAACUCAAGACCUUGCAAAGAAUAUAAUAUGUUUAUUAUACGGUUACAUGGGGAUUUACAGAAGCACGUUGCCCAUAAACUACGUGUCCCACAAUGCAUCUCAAAUUUGACUUUUAUCCUAGAAUUUGACUUUUUCUCAGAAUUAUAUUUUCUUUUCUUCAAAAUGUUAGUUUUUUUUUAAAUGUAAUUUUUUUUUCAAAAUGUCACUUCUUUUUUUUGUUUUUCCAGAAUGUGGCGUUUCUUUUUAAAUAAUUUUGUGACACUCACUGAAGAGACUUGCAAUUAUUUGCCCUAGACUUCUGCUUUCAGGCGCAGUUAAUUAUGAAGUUAUUAGCCUAUCCGAUAAUAAACCAAUGCAGAGGCAAUCAUGUAAUAUAAUACAUUAUUUUAUUUAUAUUACAUAUGUAUUUUUAUAUAGUCUUAAAGUUACAACCGGCCCUUUGAGUGCAAUCAUGCUGAUGAGGCCCACGAUGAAAUUUAGUUUGACACCCCUGAUCUAACCAGUUUUUUUGCUACUAUUAUAUUGACUUUUGCUAUUGAUUGCACAUUAUGUUUUUUUAAAUGACUUAUAUAGGUUAAGGAUUUGAAUAAGCAUGUUGUAUUUUAUAAGAUAUAAAUGUUGUUUUAUUCAGAUUUUGUUCCAUUUUGGUUUAAAAGUUUGUAAAGACAUUUUUAGAUUUCAAUCCUUGUCACUUUGAUCUUGUACGUUUGGCCAAAUUAAUUAAAAUGUUAUUAAAAAUAUUGACUCUUUAGGGCUAUUAGAAACCAGGAAUACUCAACGUAUGAGACGAUUGUAAACUGUAUUCUCCCCAUUUAUUUGGACAAACGAAAUAAAACUCUUAAAGAUCAA
Molecule: messenger RNA, 1737 nt
Organism: Gymnodraco acuticeps
Lineage: Eukaryota; Metazoa; Chordata; Actinopteri; Perciformes; Bathydraconidae
Product: epithelial cell adhesion molecule-like
Exons: 8
Coding region: 104-700 (198 amino acids)
Biological process (GO): immune response; intracellular protein transport; antigen processing and presentation
Cellular component (GO): membrane
Molecular function (GO): MHC class II protein binding
Source: RefSeq, a predicted model, not a curated record